Messenger RNA from Thyridium curvatum, 1809 nucleotides. RefSeq lists its product as uncharacterized. The transcript has a single exon. Gene Ontology annotation, biological process: lipid metabolic process; phosphatidylinositol-mediated signaling. Lineage: Eukaryota; Fungi; Ascomycota; Sordariomycetes; Thyridiales; Thyridiaceae. The record is from RefSeq and is a predicted model, not a curated record. The coding region runs from base 1 to 1809 and encodes 602 amino acids. Gene Ontology annotation, molecular function: phosphatidylinositol-4,5-bisphosphate phospholipase C activity.
AUGGCUGAAUCAGGUCUGUCGUCGCGGCUCGCUAAGCUCAAUCCGUUCACUAGCUCGCGCCGGGGCGAUGACGACGAGGAGUACGGCGAGGAGGUCGGCAGCGGCAGCAUCGCCGGCGGCGGCCACGGCUCGCGCGAGUCGGAGAUCACCAGGAGCCAGCUGCGCGUGAGCCACGCGCUGCGCUCGUUCCUCGUCAACGUGGGCGCGCUGUCCGAGCGCGAGGCCGCGCUCGACGACCCGGAGGAGCAGACCCCGGCCGUGCGCGAGCUCGCCAAGCUGCCGCACAUCAGGGUGCCGCCCAGCGUCACCGACCGCUCGCGCCCGCUGCCCGAGUACUUUGUCAGCUCGUCGCACAACACGUACCUCAUGGCGCACCAGCUGUACGGCACCUCGGCGGCCAGCGCCUACGACACGACGCUCCGGGCCGGGGCGCGGUGCAUCGAGAUCGACGCCUGGGACAAUAGCGAGAACGCGGACGAGCCCAAGGUGACGCACGGGUACACCCUCGUCUCUCACAUCCCGUUCCGGGCCGUCUGCGAGACCAUCCGCGACGUGGUGGACAAGGAGGCCGCCGAGGCCGUCGAUGCUCAGGGCUACCGUGCCGCGCCGAUUCUUGUGUCUCUCGAGAAUCACUGCAAGCCUGAGGGCCAGCUCCGUCUCGUUCAGAUCAUGAGGGAGACCUGGGGCGACCGGCUGCUCAGCAGACACGUUCGGGAGAAAGGUCACGAGGAGGAGCAUGGCACGGGCGAGCAUGUCACGCUGGACGAGCUCGGGUCCAAGAUCGCCGUCAUUGUCGAGUACCACAUUCCGAACGAGCUCAGGCAGGAUGAUGGCACCAGCUCCGUCUCGAGCUCGGACGCCGAGGAUGAGGAGGCGGAGAAGGCCCGAAGGGAGUACAAGGCCCAGAAGGAGGCCGCCGAGAGCGCCGUCAUCAUUCCCGAGCUCGCCGAGCUUGGUGUCUAUGCUCAGUCCGUGAAGCCCGGCGACGAUUCGUGGUAUGCGCAAGCCAAGAUGACCAACGGUCCGCACCACCACCUCAUCAACUUGUCCGAGUCUGGCCUCUCUGGGCUUCUGCCGACCCACGCCGAGAAGAUCUCCAACCACAACGCGCACCAUCUCAUGCGGGUCUACCCAAAGGGCACGCGCAUCUCGUCAAAGAACCUCAACCCGGUACCGUUCUGGGCGGUGGGCGCCCACGUCUGCGCCCUGAACUGGCAGACCUUCAACGCCAGCAUGCAGCUCAACGAGGCCCUCUUCUCCGGCUCCGACGGCUACGUCCUCAAGCCCGCCGAGCUACGGGCCGGCGGCUCGGGCGCGCUCUCCGGCCAGCGCAAGCGCCUCCGCCUGCACGUCGCCGGCGCCUCGAGCGUGCCCCUCCCCGCGGGCCGCGAGGCCGACGACAUCAAGCCGUACCUGACCUGCACGCUCGUGCACCCCAAGAUGCUCGACGGCGAGGACUACUCCAACAUCUCGGCCAUGAAGCGCAAGACGUCGCCCUACCGCCACCACAACUUCUCCGGGUUCCUGCACCGCGGCGAGAACCCGCCGGCCACGGACCCGGUGUGGGACGAGACGCUCGAGUGGGACUACGAGGACAGCGAGCUCGUCUUCCUGCGCCUGCUGGUCAAGAGCGACGACAGCUUCGCGCGCAACCCCAAGUUCGCCGUCGCGGCGGUGCGGCUCAUGUACACGCAGCCCGAGUGGCGGUUCAUCCGCAUGCUGGACCUCAAGGGCCGCGAGACAAAGUGCUCGCUCUUGGUCAAGUUUGAGAUUCAAGAUGCCCCCAGGCAUGUAGUCUUGGGUAGUUAA